AAGAAGGCUUUAGAGAUUCCUCACUUUGUUCUAUGUUUUAGGCCUUCCUCAGAUUAGAAAAACUCCAUUAGUUUCAUAUGCAUUUCCUCCCCCCAAAAUGGAGGUAAAAUUUAAAAUGCAAAGUGCUUUCAAAACGUAAUAAUUGCUCUGUGGUGCGCGAGCCGCGGGAAGUGGCUCGCUGGCCGGGACAGGUCGGGGUGCAGUGUGCCCUGCUCUCAGAUCAUCUUCAUUGCCUGCCCCAGUGGAGCACCUCCUGCAUUAAUGUUCACAGCCACCUCUGAGGUCUCUGCUGUUUCCUCCUGACUUCACCAAACAACCAUGUCAUCGGAAUCGAGCAAAAAUCGAAAGCCCAAAGUGAUCCGAAGUGAUGGAGCUCCAGCUGAAGGGAAGCAUAAUCGUUCUGACACUGAACAGGAAGGUAAAUACUACAGCGAGGAGGCUGAGGUGGACCUGUGGGACCGCAGAGACUAUGAGCUGUACAAGUACACGUGCCAGGAGUUGCAGAGGCUCAUGGCCGAGAUCCAGGACCUGAGGAGCAGGGGAGACAAGGAUGCGGCAGUUGAGAUCGAAGAUCGGAGGAUCCAGAGCUGUGUGCAUUUCAUGACUCUAAAAAAGCUUAACCGAUUAGCCCACAUCAGGUUGAAGAAAGGAAGAGAUCAGACUCAUGAGGCUGAGCAGAAAGUGGACGCCUAUCACCUGCAGCUCCAGAACCUGUUGUAUGAGGUGAUGCACCUGCAGAAGGAGAUCACCAAAUGUCUGGAGUUUAAGUCAAAUCACGAAGAAAUCGAUCGGGUCAGCUUAGAGGAGGCUCCUCCAGAUAUCAGCAAGGCGGAAGUCACCAUGGGAGACCCUCACCAGCAGACCCUUGCACGUCUGGACUGGGAGCUGGAGCAGCGGAAAAGCCUGGUGGAGAAGUACCGAGAGUGCCUGUCCAACAAGGAGAAGAUCCUUAAGGAGACUGAAGUAAAGAAGGAGUACCUGAGUAGCCUCCAGCCUCGUCUCAACAGCAUCAUGCAGGCUUCCCUACCGGUGCAGGAUAACUUUAUGCCCUUCGACCAAGCUCACAAGCAGUAUGAGACAGCCCGACACCUACCUCCUCCCCUCUAUGUCCAGGCCACUGUGUAUGGGCAAGACAAGCGCAAGGAGAUGCUGAAGAGGCACCCGCUGUCCGUCAUGCUGGACCUGAGGUGCAAAGAUGACAGUGAACUGCACCUGACUUUCUACUACCUCAUGAACCUCAACAUCAUGACGGUAAAAGCCAAAGUGACAACCGCCACAGAACUGAUCACCCCCAUCAGUGCAGGUGACUUGCUGUCUCCUGACUCAGUCCUGAGCUGUUUGUAUCCUGGGGAUCAUGGAAAGAAAACUCCAAAUCCAGCCAAUCAGUAUCAGUUUGAUAAAGUUGGCAUCCUGACUUUGAGGGACUACAUACUUGACUUAGGGCAUCCCUAUUUGUGGGUGCAGAAGCUGGGUGACCUCCACUUCCCCAAAGAGCAGCCCCAGCACACUGUGAUCGCUGACCACUCUCUGAGCGCCAGCCACAAGGAGACCACCAUGAAACCGCUGAAGACCAGGGCGCAGUCCCGCCUGGCCCGCCACAAGUGGUUUGCCUCCCUGGAACACGGCAUUGUGCCAGUUACCAGUGACUGCCAGUACCUCUUCCCUGCAAAGGUUGUCUCUCGCCUGGUGAAGUGGGUGACGAUUGCCCAUGAGGAUUAUACGGAGCUGCAUUUUACCAAAGACAUCGUGGAGGCGGGACUGGCUGGGGACACCAAUCUCUACUAUAUGGCACUUGUGGAAAGGGGCACGGCUAAGCUCCAGGCUGCCAUGGUGCUGAACCCCGGCUACUCCUCCAUCCCACCCAUUUUCCAGCUCUGUCUGAACUGGAAAGGGGAGAAAACCAACAACAACGACGACAAUAUUCGGGCCGUGGAGAGUGAGGUCAAUGUGUGCUACAAGGAGCUGUGCGGCCCCCGGCCCGGCCACCAGCUCUUGACGAACCAGCUGCAGCGUCUGUGUGUGCUGCUGGACGUCUACCUGGAGACGGAGAGCCACGAUGACAGCGUGGAGGGGCCCAAGGAAUUUCCCCAGGAGAAAAUGUGUCUGCGGCUUUUCAGGGGCCCCAGCAGGAUGAAGCCGUUUAAAUAUAACCACCCUCAAGGAUUCUUCAGCCAUCGCUGACCUCCCACUCGGCCUGUUGUUUCCCCCCAGACCCAACUGCUGUGCCUCUGCUUUCUGCUCUGGUGCACAUGUGGCUCUUUUUUUUUUUUUUUUACAUCUUUAUUGAAGUAUAGUUGCUUUACAAUGGUGUGUUAGUUUCUGCUUUAUAACAAAAUGAAUGAGUUAUACAUAUUAAAAAAAAGUAAUAAUUACCUCCCUUCCUUAGGUACAUAUUAUAUAAAGUUUACAUUUCUAGAAAAUGAGGUUUAUUCCCUUAUAGGGGCUCAAUUAAACCUCUGAAUUAUUGCCACUCAUUUUAUCUAUUAGUGUGUUAUAGUCCAUCAUAAAUUUUAAUUUCCUAAGUAAAUUGAGAGCAAGCUGUCUGUGACAUCUGUCAACCCCACUGAUGGCCAGAAUUGAUUUGGUGGAUCUGCCCUUCUGGAAAGGUGUCCUCUUUCUUCCUGGCUCUGCCACAUGUGUCUGUCCCAAAGCUGCAUGCUUCAUUGAAGAGGAUGAUUUUCCUAGAUAGAGGAGGACAAGGAUCUAUCCGGAGUCAGGUUCUUCUGCUGGAAUAUCCAAGGCAUGUUAAGUAGGUUAUCCUGCCUGGGAUAGAUAAUGAGCCACUUGAAGGUGGAGAUUUCAUCUUUAUGUCUCCAGCCCCCUAGCACAAUACCCCUGGCACAUGGUAGACUCUAAAAUGUUUGUGGAAUAAAUAAAAAGGAAACAGACCCACAGUCAGAUCCAAUGUUAAGAUAGAUUCAAUUCUACAUUAAGGCUACACAUAUUAAUAAAAAUACAGACAGGCAAAAUUCAAACUUGCACACAUACAACGUAACUCCCUUCUUUAGAGUCCUUACUAAAACACAUAGUUUACAAACAGAAAAAAGGCUCAAUCCUGGGAAAGCCAGUAGAGGGCACCACAUACCAAAUAUAGUCAAAAUUCGGCUGCAGAAAUUGAGCACAUGUUCUAGAUACUGCUGGUCUGAGUGUUCCAAAUAGAAACAGGGUAGAGAAUAUUCCUGUGGGCUGGUGCUCUACAGGUACCUGAAUUUCUAUUCUGGUUUAAUUGUGGAUAUAAAUUUCCCUGUUUGCCUCAUUUCACUAGGUUUCAUUUUUAGAGAUAACUUUUAAAGGCUGAAUCAAAGGAUGAAAAAGCUUAUUGUAAUGGUAUAUUUGAAAAGCAGGAUAUGAAAUUGUGUAUGGAAUCUGACAAGAGCAAUGUCAAUAAUUUUUUUUAAAAGACAAAGUAUGAAAAUAAAAUGGAAAGAAAAAUCCCAAAACAUGAACA
Orcinus orca (killer whale) is the source of this 3448-nucleotide messenger RNA. RefSeq names its product THO complex subunit 5 homolog. Gene Ontology annotation, biological process: mRNA export from nucleus; positive regulation of DNA-templated transcription, elongation. Lineage: Eukaryota; Metazoa; Chordata; Mammalia; Artiodactyla; Delphinidae. The record is from RefSeq and is a predicted model, not a curated record. Gene Ontology annotation, cellular component: THO complex part of transcription export complex. Gene Ontology annotation, molecular function: mRNA binding.